Micromonas commoda is the source of this 2763-nucleotide messenger RNA. RefSeq lists its product with no specific name. The transcript has a single exon. Bases 1 to 2763 code for a protein of 920 amino acids. Gene Ontology annotation, biological process: flower development. Lineage: Eukaryota; Viridiplantae; Chlorophyta; Mamiellophyceae; Mamiellales; Mamiellaceae. Gene Ontology annotation, molecular function: single-stranded DNA binding. The record is from RefSeq and is a predicted model, not a curated record.
AUGGAUCAGCAGCCGCUCCAAGAGGCGGUGGCCGAGCCGAUGGCUGCGCCCGCGGAAGUUCCCGCGGCGCCCGUCAUCGAGCCGGAUCCGCCCGCUCCGCCCGCCCCGGAAGCGCCCGCGCCGGCCCCCGAGCCACCCGCUCCAGAGCCCGCUGCGGAAAUUCCACCCGCCGAUCCGACGCCGGAUCCCGAACCCGUGGAAGAGACGCAGCCCGCGGCCGCCCCGGAGGUCGCGCCCGAGCCCGAGCCCCCGGCAGCGCCCGAGCCCGUCACGGACGAGCCCCCGGCGCCGGCGGCCGCCCCGGAGCCCGAGCCCCCCGUGGUCGCGGAGGUUCCCGAGGCGGAGGUUCCCGAGGUUCCCGCCGAGGCAAUUCAGACCGCCCCGGAUGAGCCCGAGCCCGAGGGCAGGCCCCGCCGCAAGCGCGAUCGCGGUGACGCGGGCAUCGACGCCGGCGGCAGGGCGCAGUCCGCCCGCACCGGCGGCCUGUUGACCACCGCGUCCAGCCGCCAGGAGCGUAAGGCGCUGGAGGAGGAAGCGAUCUACCGACGCGAGCGCACGCUCGACAUGUACCACGCGGUCGAAUCCCUCUGCUUUUACAACGCGAAGGAGAUCGCGUCCCAGAUGCAGGUGGUCGACGGCGCCCUCACCGUGCGGGUGCCCCACGGCCCCACCGUGAUGCGCGUGAUCGUCGCGGACUUCCUCGAGCAACUCCCCGUGCACAUCCUCGGCCUGCGGGCCCUUUCCAAGGAGCAGCGCGAGGCGUGGUUCCCCGGAGACGAAACCCACUGGAACCUCGAAUCCGCCGAUCAGCUCCCGGGAUACAUCCGCCGGGCGCUCACGCUGCUCGAGACCCUGUGCGAGGUGGCGGCCAGCGGCAAGCACCGCAGGCUCUACCAGCGCAUCUCGUCCGACGCGGUCAACGCCGUCCAGGACCUCGCCAUGCUCUCCGCCCUCGAGCUCGCGAGCAGGAAGAAGAUCAAGCGCAAGAUUGGCUUCAGGGGCGCCGACGACGAGGAGACCAAACGCGACGCGGCGGAGUUUUUGGAGUGCGCGAGGACCGCCGCGCAGACCCUGAAGGCCGUCUGCACCCUGUACGAGUGGAGGGACCAGUACGUCGCCGCGGCGGCGGCCACGUAUCCGCCAAAAUCGGACCGAAAACCCGACGGAGCCCCCGGGUCCGACUCGCUCUUCGACGCCGUGGUCAACGCGGCGUUUUGCGCCGUGCGACGAGCCACCCCGGUUCCCAGCGUCGGAACCCUUCGAUCCAUCCUCGACGUGGCGCCCGCGCGGGGAAUGCUCGCGGGCGCCGCGCGUUUGGCGUGCGUCGACGGGUGCGCCGCCGUUUUGGCUCGCGGCGGCGUCGAUCGACUCAGGCCGACGCUGCGGCUGGGAUUAGCCGCGGUGAGGCUCGCCGCCGCGGCUCCGGACGAUCCCGCGCCCGCGGUGGCCCUCGCGUGCGCCCGCGCCCUUCACGCCGGGGAAACCGCGUUCCCGGAGCUCACGCCCGAACAGACGGAGGCGGCGGCGGUUCGCGAGGGCUUGCUUCCCGUGGCGACGCACGGAUGCGCGCUGCUGCAGACGCUGCUGGACCUCGACCUCGAGGAGCCGACGCCGUUUUCGUUCCUCGACGCGGCGGCUGCCGACGACGGGGACGACGGGUGCGCCGCCUUGCUCGCCGCCGCGGUGGGCAGCGUGCUUCGCCAAACGUCCGAGCAGGUCAACGCGCAGACGGAGGCGGCCGCCGCGGGAUGGCGCGGCGAGGAGGGCGUCGGUUGGGUCUUUGCCGGCGACGCCGAGGCGGAGGCGGCGCGAGCGGAGGGCGGCGGGAUGAUGGCCAUGAUGGAGGCUGGCGGCGGGGAGGAGGAGGAGGCAAAGGCGCUAAACCCCAAGGCGGAUGCGACGGACGGAACGACGGACGCUGACGGGGCGAACGGGGAAGGUGGGGAGGAGCCCGAGAGCCCGCCCGAGAAGCUCGCGCUACCCGCGCCCGUCGGCAAAGGGUCCGGCGCGCUCAUCCUCGCGGCGAUGCGUUCCGCCGAAGCCUUAUCCGUCGACUCCGCGACGCAGGACGCGACCAUGGAAGCGCUCGCGGCGCCCCUCGCGCGCGCGCUCGCGCUCCCCGAGGACGUCUUCAAGCAGUGGUGGUGCGGGGGGGCGGCGGCCAAGUUUGUGCACGGAGACGAUUCCGACAUCGCCGCCGCCGCCGCCGCCGCCGCCGCCGACGCCGGGGUGCAAGACGGUCCCGCGGGGGUGCCGGCUCUGACCCAGGUGACCGUCAACGCCGACCCGGGCUGCCGCAUCCCCUACGCGGUUCGCGAGGAGCUCGCCAAGGCUGGCACCCUGCGCGUCGCCGAGCGCGCGCUGCUGCUCCACCACUUGCUGGGUAACCUUCACAUCCACGACGCCAGAACCUCGGACGAGUUUGACCGCGGCAAGUUCCUCGGGUUGAUGGUGGAGGAGCUCGGCGGGAGCAGGGGCCACGAGGAGUACGCCGGGGACGACGGCGGUAGGCUCGGACUCGCGUUCAGGAACCUCGGCGCCCUUCACGCGCACGUGGAAAAGGACCUACCGGCGGGGACCGUCGCCGAGCACGACGUUCAGAUUGUGCGAACGCUCGUCGACGAGUGGCGGUGUCAUCUGCCGGGCGGCGGCGGCGCGGCUGCGGCUGCGUCGGCGGCUGCGGCGAGCGCGGCUGCGGCGGCGGCUGCGGCGCCCAAGCCGAAGAACGACCCGGACGACGCGCCAAUCUCCACCCUCGCGUGA